AUGGCUCCAAUAGACAUCGAAGACGCCCUCUCCAAGCUCGACUUGAACGAGAAGGUCGAGCUCCUGUCCGGCAUCGACUUCUGGCACACCAAGCCCAUCCCCCGCCUGGGCAUCCCCUCCAUCCGCACCUCCGACGGCCCCAACGGCGUGCGCGGCACGCGCUUCUUCAACGGCGUGCCGGCGGCCUGCUUCCCCUGCGGCACGGCCCUCGCCGCAACCUGGGACACGUCUCUCAUCCGCUCCGGCGGCGCACUCAUGGGCAAGGAAGCCAUCGCCAAAGGCGCGCACGUGAUCCUCGGGCCCACCACGAACAUGCAGCGCUCGCCGCUGGGCGGGCGCGGCUUCGAGUCGUUCAGCGAGGACCCGUACCUGGCGGGGGCGAUGAGCGCGGCGACGGUGCAGGGGAUCCAGAGCACGGGGGUGGCGGCGACGAUCAAGCACUUUGUGUGCAAUGAUCAGGAGCAUGAGAGGCAGGCGGUGGAUGCGAUUGUGACGCCGCGCGCGUUGAGGGAGAUAUACCUCAUGCCGUUUCAGAUUGCGCAGAGGGAUGCGCCGCCGCUGGCGUAUAUGACGGCGUAUAACCGCGUCAAUGGGGUGCAUAUGAGUGAUAAUCGGGAGAUACUGCAGGGGAUACUGCGGGAUGAGUGGGGGUUUGAUGGGUUGGUUAUGAGUGACUGGUUCGGCACCUACACCUCCGCCGACUCCAUCAACGCCGGGCUGGACCUGGAGAUGCCCGGCCCGCCCCGCGUGCGCGGCAAGCAAACCCUCAUCGCCCACAGCGUGCGCAAAGUCUCAGACCAGACCAUCGACGAGCGCGUCCGCAAGGUCCUCGGCCUCGUCAACGCCGUCGACGCCCUCAACAUCCCAGAAAACGCACCAGAAAAGUCCAUCGACUCGCCCGAGACCUCCGCCACGCUCCGCAACGUCGCCCGCGACGCCAUCGUCCUCAUGAAGAACGACGGCAACAUCCUCCCCUUCAAGAAAGACCGCUCCCUCGCCGUCAUCGGCCCCAACGCCAAGAUCGCGGCGUACGCGGGCGGCGGGUCGGCGAACUUGCGGCCGUACUACGCCGUCACGCCGUACGACGGCAUCCGCGCGCAAAAGGACGACGUCAAGUACGCGCUGGGAGCGGAAGGCUACCGCAGCCUCCCCGUGCUGAGCCACCUGACGAAGACGAAGACGGACGGCAAGCCCGGGUUGCUGGCCAAGUUCUUCACGGAGCCGCCGACGGAAGCCGGGCGGCAGGCCGUCGACGAGGUGCGCGUCGAGGGGUCGGACAUCCUGUUGUCGGACUACACGAACGCGGCGAUAACGAGCGACACGUUCUGGAUGGAUUUGGAAGGCACGUUGACGGUUGAGGAUGGGGGCGAGUACGUGUUUGGCGUGAGCGUGUGCGGGACGGCGAGGCUGUUUGUGGGCGGCGUGCUGGUGGUGGAUAAUACGGAGAACCAGCGGCAGGGGGAUACGUUUUUCGGGUCCGGCACGGUCGAGGAGAAGGGCACGAUGCGGCUCGAGGGGGGCAAGACGUACGAUGUGUAUCUGCAGUUCGGCUCGAGCACGACGAGCAACAUGAAGACGCCCGGCGCGACGGUCAUGGCGGGCGGCGGCGUCAGGGUCGGCGGGACGAGGGUCACCGAGCCCCAGGAUGAGAUCGACAAAGCUGUGAAGCUGGCGAAGGAGGUGGAUCAGGUCGUCAUCAUCGCCGGGUUGAACGGCGACUGGGAAUCCGAAGGCUACGACCGCCGCCACAUGUCGCUCCCAGGCCACACCAACGCCCUCAUCGCCGCCGUCGCCGCCGCCAACCCCACCGGCACCGCCGUCGUCAUGCAGUCCGGCACCCCCGUCGACAUGACGCCCUGGAUCGACGCCGUCCCUGCCCUCCUCCACGCGUGGUACGGCGGCAACGAGACGGGCAACGCCAUCGCCGACGUGCUCUUCGGGACCGACGGCGCCAACCCUUCCGCGAAGCUGCCGCUCAGCUUCCCGCGGCGCAACGAGGAUAACCCGGCGUACCUGAAUUUCAGGUCGGAGAGGGGCCGCGCGCUGUAUGGGGAGGAUGUGUAUGUCGGGUAUCGGUUCUACGAGAAGGUGGGGAGGGAGGUGUUGUUCCCGUUCGGCCAUGGGCUGUCGUAUACGGCGUUUAACUUCGAGGGCGACGUGGACGUCAGCGAGGCCGGUGGCAAAGACGAGGCGGCGACUAUCACCGUCACCGCAUCCGUCCGCAACACCGGCGCCGUGCCCGGCAGGCAGGUCGUCCAGGUCUACGUCAGUCCGCGCGCGCCGUCCAUCAACCGCCCGCCGAAGGAGCUGAAGGGCUUCGCGAAGACGGAUGUGCUGCAGCCGGGCGAGACGGCGAAGGUGCGCGUCGAGCUGCAGAAGAAGUACGCAGCGGCAUUCUGGGAUGAGUUGAGGGACGCUUGGGUGGUUGAGGAGGGCGUGUACGAUGUGUUGGUCGGCGAUAGCAGCGCGAGUACGCCGUUGAAGGGAGAGUUUGCGGUGGAGAAGACGUUUUGGUGGAGGGGGCUUUGA
Messenger RNA from Lasiodiplodia theobromae, 2529 nucleotides. RefSeq names its product Beta-glucosidase. Bases 1 to 2529 code for a protein of 842 amino acids. Gene Ontology annotation, molecular function: beta-glucosidase activity. Lineage: Eukaryota; Fungi; Ascomycota; Dothideomycetes; Botryosphaeriales; Botryosphaeriaceae. The record is from RefSeq and is a predicted model, not a curated record. Gene Ontology annotation, biological process: glucan catabolic process. The transcript has 4 exons.